GAUUCCGAAUUGACUUGUGCGCUACAGUUAUGAGCAAAGUCUCCGGGUUCUUUAAGAAGACAGGUUUUAGCUCAUGCAAGUUCACUUGGUUCAUAAGUACUAAAGAAUAGGUUUGGUGGCGUGUUUCUUUGGUGCACGUGUCAAUAGUGAACAUUAUUUCGUACAAUUCAGAAGACGCGGAGUGUUACAAAUUUGUGCCACAUUCUACGUUAAAUAGGUGUUGAGAGUCUACCUCAAUGACUAGGUCCUGAGAGAUAAAUACCUAGUUUCGUUGUGCAUUCUUCUUUCUAUAGCCAGAAAAUAGAUAUUAUCUGUCCCAUAUGUCGUCUAAUGUGGAACACCAAAAUGAGACCUAUAUCCGCGCUGUGAUUUCAUCUACAAAAUUAGUAGAAUCAGUGCGUCGAACUUUAAUAUUCCUGGUUGUCACAGUAAUCUAGGUGGCUUCCUAAAGCAUCACUACGUACUUGUAGAUGAGUAAAAAGUCCCUCAGAUCGGUUUUUUUGCCAGUGUCCGGAAAACCUUUGAAAUUUUUUGUCAUCUCCAUGAAACAAGGUCACGUCAUCUUCCCUGCCAAGGUCUUUAGGCUAUCUAUAGCAUUAACGAAACGUGCUUGUUAGAUGUACUUGUAGUUUAAAAUGUUGAUGGUUUGCAAGUGUAUAGUCUUAGGAAGUCUAAAUCGAGUGCUCUGUCUGACCACAACUUAGAAUUAACGAGGUCAGCUUAAUGCAAUAGUUAACGCAUGUUGUAAUAGAGCCAACCACUUUAGAAUGAGCAUUUCCCAUAUUUUGGUUCCUUUGUCGUAUGUCUUGUAACAUUUAUACUGCUAAUCGAGUGGCUAGAUAAAACUGUGAUUUUCUUAGGUUACCAAGCCCUCAAUUUAAAGCUAUUCUGAAAAGAAGUGGAGCCGUUUUAGACCCUGCAUACAUAAUAGUAGUCAGCGGAUACAAUAUAUUUAUCCGUCAUGUAGUUUUAUUCGAAGUGUUUGAACUUUUCAAUCAUUUGUAUACUCACUGUGGGCAGACGUGCGUAACUGCUUAUUGUAAGCCCCGACACCUACUUUCAUCGUUUUGCUUUUAUAGGAAAGCUUUCUCACGUCAGAAAAAUCUUUUAGUCCAUGGUAAAUGUGCAUUUAGCUCUUCGCAGAAGUACUAGAGCAUUUUUUUGUAUAGAAAAAGCAUAUGGGUAGUCGUUUUACUAGUGUAAAACCAUGUAUUGAAGCAUAUCCUCUAUUAUUCGAAGUGAACUUGUGUAUCCUUGGACUCCGUGUGAGAUCCAAAAUACUAGUCUUGAAUAAGAGUAGUGGUUGUUUUGAACUUUGUUUAAUUUUCUACGUGGUAGCGUCACAAAAUUUAAGCUCUUCGAGGGUCUAUGUACUUGUUGCUGUUUUUGUCUGACAAUUAACCCACUACUCAUUAAUUUGUAUUCUUGUCUUGUGUCGUUGUAAGGUAAUCGUUUCUUCACAACCACUUCUGGAUGCUUGGUAGAGGAGCCCAUUGUUCUAAGCAAAUUGAAACGGGGGACUGGUGGGAGAGCUUCAUUUAAUGGCAUGACCGUGACCGUGUUUGGUGGGACUGGAUAUUUAGGCCGGAAUUUAAUGGCACAGCUCGCCAAAACUGGAACACAGAUUAUCCUUCCAUACAGAUGUGAUCCUCAUAUGAUCAGAGAUGUAAAAGUUAUUGGGGAUCUGGGGCAAGUUUUAUUUUUGCCUUUUGAUUUGAAAGAUGAUGAAUCCUUAAGAAAAGCCAUGAAGUAUAGUGAUGUGGUCAUCAAUCUAACAGGCACAGAUUCUGACACUCGAAACUUUACUAUUGAACAUGUACACAUUGAUGCGGCCUCGCGGAUUGCAAGGAUAUCUAAAGAAUUAGGAGUUCAGCAACUGGUCCAUGUGUCUGCACUGUGUCAAAAUAAGAAUCCUCCGAAAUAUGUUCGGAAGCCCUCUCGAUAUAUGAUAUCUAAAGCAAUUGGUGAAGAGGAGGUUCUGCGUGAACGCCCAGACGCUACGAUUUUCAGACCAGCUGAAAUAUGGGGACCACAUGAUCGUUUUUUGUGCUAUUUUGCUUCAAGACCUCGGCGACUCCAUAGAUUUCAAAAUGUUCAUAUCCCAUUAUGGGCUCGUGGCAAAAAUACCGUAAAGCAACCUGUUUGUAUACAUGAUCUUGCCCGUGGAAUUGUCAAUUCAUUGCAUAAUCCAGAGUCACUAGGACAGAUUUAUGAAGCCGUUGGUCCUCAUCGUUAUCGAUUAGAUGACUUAGUAAAGUGGAUUUAUUUCAUUUGUCGAUACUUACCUAGUGAGGUAUACGUAACUUCAAUGACCCCCUUGUUUUUAGCCCGAACUUACCUCUAUGAACGUCUUUCUCCCAAUUAUUCCCACCUUACAUUUGAACGGUUAGAGAGAGAAUGUGCUACGGAUAUUUUAUCUGGUUGCCCAACACUUGAUGACCUUAAUAUCAAGCUAAGCAAAUUGGAGGACCACAUUAAUCAUAUUGUAUUUCUUUACCGCCGGCAGCAUUUCUAUUGGGACGCUCUUGGUGAAUUUCCGGAACCACCCCCUCCUCCUAUCCAAUUUCAAUAAGUUUCUGCUUAAUUUGAAUUUAAUACCUAGAAUUCAUAGUAUGGUAUUGUUGUUUGAGAAAUAAAUAUAUACAAACAAUCACUCAACAUUAA
Molecule: messenger RNA, 2664 nt
Organism: Schistosoma haematobium
Lineage: Eukaryota; Metazoa; Platyhelminthes; Trematoda; Strigeidida; Schistosomatidae
Product: 39kDa subunit of ndufa9, NADH:ubiquinone oxidoreductase
Exons: 5
Coding region: 1547-2572 (341 amino acids)
Cellular component (GO): mitochondrion
Molecular function (GO): protein-containing complex binding
Source: RefSeq, a predicted model, not a curated record